Messenger RNA from Pelobates fuscus (common spadefoot toad), 1933 nucleotides. It is a transcript of the gene SPR, whose product is annotated as sepiapterin reductase. Gene Ontology annotation, molecular function: sepiapterin reductase (NADP+) activity. Gene Ontology annotation, biological process: tetrahydrobiopterin biosynthetic process. The transcript is spliced from 3 exons. NCBI's taxonomy places the organism in Eukaryota, Metazoa, Chordata, Amphibia, Anura, Pelobatidae. Bases 37 to 852 code for a protein of 271 amino acids. The record is from RefSeq and is a predicted model, not a curated record.
UCGCUCGCUCGGUCGGUCGGUGGCGGACAGCGGGUCAUGUCGGAGUACGGGGCCCCCAGCACGCAGGGCAGCCUGGGCCGGGUGAUCUGCAUCCUGAGCGGGGCCUCCCGGGGGUUCGGCCGCAGCCUGGCCCUCCAGCUGUGCAGCCGCUUCCUGCCCGGCUCCGAGAUGCUGCUGCUGUCCCGCUCCCAGGAUGCCAUGCGCUGGCUGGCGGGGGAGCUGGGGCAGAGCUGCCCGGGGGUCAGUGUGCACUGGGAGACCGCCGACCUCAGCACCCAGGAGGGCAUCGCCAGGGCGGGCACCGCGGCCAAGGAGCUACAGGGACACCAGACCGCAGACAGACUGUUCAUCAUCAACAAUGCAGGAUCUCUUGGAGAUGUCAGCAAACUUUUUGUGGAGUUUACGGAUCCCAGUGAAGUGAACAAGUACCUCUUCUUCAAUGUGUCCUCCGCAUUGUGCCUCACAUCAUCCCUCCUGAAGACUUUCCCGGCCAGGCCAGGUCUUCAGAGAGUGGUGGUGAAUGUCUCAUCACUUGCUGCUCUCCAGCCAUUUAAAUCCUGGUCGUUGUACUGCACAGGGAAGGCAGCGCGGGAUAUGAUGUUCAGAGUGCUUGCUGAAGAGGAUACAGAUCUUCGGGUUCUCAAUUAUGCCCCAGGACCCCUGGACACGGACAUGCAUAAGCUGGCUCGUACAGAGACUGGUGACCACGAGUUACGUAUGCGCAUGAUCGAGCUGAAGACUGAUGGGAAAUUAAUAGACUGCAAGGAUUCUGCCAUGAAGAUGGUGGAGAUUCUUCAAGCUGACUCAUAUCAAUCUGGUGCUCAUGUUGAUUUCGCUGAUGAAGAUGAAUAGAAAAUGGAAACAGUUACAACUUUACCUCGUAGCUCUAGUUAAGUCCCGUAGAAGUUCUGGAAUAUGUUGCCUUAUCGUGUUGUUUGUUUGUAUCAGUGUAUUUUAUCACAGAUGCCUUAUUUGUAUUUUUAAAGUUUUUUUUUUUAAUUCUUUCUUUACACUCUGCUUCAACCAGGAAAGGAAGAGUACACCAUUAAGAUGGGAAAUUGAUUCCUAAUUCAGCAAAACGAAACUGCAUUGUUGUGUACUUCUGCACGAUGAGACCAUGAAAUUUGACGCACUCUUGCAUUUUCAAGUCCUAUGGCACUUUAGUUGUUAAAGUGCCAAUGUAUCCCACAUGUAGGCAUACCUGCAGCUGAGAGUUUGGGAGGGCCUUCGAUGGAACUUGGUCUUCAGGAAGUGGCAGUAACUCAUCUCCUUAAUUUAGAGCAUCUGUUAAUGAUCAAAAAUAUACUCUCCUCUGUGGUACUUUUUGUCAGGGCAUCACUUUUUGCUCAGACAUCUGUACAGAGAUGCUUUACAAACGCAUGCACACUCGGCCACUCAUUCAAUACAUCAUUGAGCUGGUUUAUGUAUUUUACAUACUACCCAGCAUCCCAUGUUUAACCCCUUAAGGGCCAAACGUCUGGAAUAAAAGGGAAUCAUGACAUGUCACACAUGUCAUGUGUCCUUAAGGGAUAAAAAAAAAAAAACUGUACUAAGCAUGUUGAUAAAAUAGAAGCACAACCCAAAUCUAACUUUUUGGUUUUGUGUAAAAACAUUUCUCAGCAGUGACCAUUCCACUUUUAAAUACCCAAAAUGUAAUGGUUAAAUGUAUUCUUUGCAAAGUCAAGCACUAGUUAAGAGCAGUAUUCUGUGGGUUUAACAACUGUUACACUAUUGCUCAUUUUAUCUAGAGCUGAAACCAGACUCUUUUCAAACAAUCACUAAAGGGUAGCUCCGUCUACUCCGCUAAAAACAGGGAAAUGAAUAAAGACUUUAUAAACUUCAUUUAGUCCAAUACCCCAGUUCUGUUCCUUUCUUCAUUCAAGCUCCGAUAUUUCUCAUAAGUCACUGUUGCCAUGGACUAACUGGGAAAAGU